Molecule: messenger RNA, 1673 nt
Organism: Schistosoma bovis
Lineage: Eukaryota; Metazoa; Platyhelminthes; Trematoda; Strigeidida; Schistosomatidae
Source: the annotation of a GenBank genome assembly
CCGGGAAGUUUGCACAAAUGUUGAUUGUUACAAAGGAAGAUGUUAUUGAACUACUCAGUUUCAUGCUGGACGCUGAUUUUAACGAACAAGUAUUAAAGUGUUACCCAAAGGAAAUAUAUAAAAUAAACGAUAUUUGCAACGCACUAACAUUUGAGGACUGUCCUACUGAAAUUUUGGAGAAUUUGAAUGGCUUUAUGUGUGGGCAUUACCCACCGUACAUUGCUAUUCCCCGUACUCGUCAUUCAUCUUCGUCGUUGGCCGACUUAGGUCAGCUUAUGCUUCAGUCGAAGUUUGCUCGCUGCCGAACAAGAUUUGUUGUCCCAUCCUUUUCUUUUAAACACAAGAAUAUAUGCCGAUGUAGUACUUUAAGCGGCCCAUUAGAGUUUUAUGGUCGCCAAGUUGCCACAGCUGCAGGCUUUACUUUUGAUGGACAUGUCAGUAACUCUUCAGGAGGAGAGUUUCCAGAUACAAGUUUUGAGACAGAAAACGGACGUCACAGUUUAGAAAAAUUACGUGAUGAUGAUUGUGAAUUAAUUCGUCGUUUAAAUGUCACCUAUAUUUGUGAUUUUAUGUUGGAGUACAGAAAGAUAAAAUGUUGGGUUCCAAUCAGUUCAUCAGAAAAGGUGGAUCAACAAGGACGCUAUAAUGAUUUCGUAGUCAUACCUCUCCCUUAUCCUGGCAGCGAAUUUUUCCGUAUAUGGCGUGAUUCUGGUUAUGCUAUGCAUCAUGUAUACUUUGACUGGAAUCGGUCAGGAGUUGAGGUGUCCGUCAAUCCAAACCUUAUACCGAAAACUCUGUUUUCUUGCUCAGUAGAAUGGGACUUGUACAAGUCCUGGGAUAUAUAUACAAUUACUGUGAACUACAUGAAAUUGCUUCUUGGAUUACUUUACGAAGGUGCUGGAGGCUUACUAUUACAUUGUGUUUCUGGAUGGGAUCGUACACCAUUGUUUAUUUGUCUACUUCGCUGUUUACUUUGGGCUGAUGAUUUAAUGCAUUGUAGUUUAACACCUAUUCAAAUGUUAUAUCUUACUCUUGGAUAUGAUUGGUUCUUGUUUGGUCAUAAAUUGAAAACACGUAUGGAAUUGGGUGAAGAAAUACUCCGAUUUACUUUUCAAUUUAUCGGUGAAAUGGCUAAAUGUACAGAAUUAUCACUUCGCAGAGUCUAUGAUAUUCACGUUACUGAUGGGUCUAAAAGUUCAGAUUCGGAUGAUUCUUCGUUUAUUGAUUUACGCUCCAGUGAUGAUUUACAACCCUUAAGGCAAUCACGAUUAGAAGAAUUGUCAAAUUUAUUCUUUGAAUUUUGGAAUGAAGAAACUAAAAGACGUGAAGUUCAAUCUAUUAUCAACAGUAUUGGACCCACUGCCAACGAAUCUGUAGUUCCGGAUAAAAAUACCCAGUCAAUAUCAAAUUCUGAAGGAAAAUCAACUUUUAAUAGUGAUGAUGAAUCAUCAUCAGGUCAUGAAAACUAUACAUCCAGAAAUAGCAAUAAACCCUCUGAAAAUCAAAAUUCAAUUGUUUCUCAAAUAUCAAAUGCUUUAAAUUCAGCUGUAUCGGUGGUUACCUCAAAUUUCGUCACACCAUUAUUAUCAUCCUCGUCGUUGUCAGUGCCAUCAUCUUCAGACUCAAUCAGAACAGUAAAUGAAAGUAACGAAGAUCCUCCUAGUACCACAUGA